Messenger RNA from Lactuca sativa (garden lettuce), 2711 nucleotides. The record is from RefSeq and is a predicted model, not a curated record. NCBI's taxonomy places the organism in Eukaryota, Viridiplantae, Streptophyta, Magnoliopsida, Asterales, Asteraceae.
AGCAUCAUCAAUCAAUUCUCUUGGAAGUCAAAAAUCCGUUGACAAAAUUAGAACGAAAAGGAAAACCAAAAAGAAAAUUGAGAAAAGGUAAUCAACAUGAUAAUCGAAAAUUAGAUAAAAGAAACAGAAUCAAAACAUAAAAUGUGGAAGAGAGGAGGCAGCUUACACGGUGGCGGUGGUGGAGACAAAUUGCUGCGGAAGGGCAACAACAUGGUGGCGGUGGCAAUCGACAAAGACAAAAACAGCCAACACGCUCUCAAAUGGACCAUCGAACACCUGCUUACCCGCGGCCAAACCGUCGUCCUCAUUCACGUCAUUCGGAAACCAGGCAAUUCUAAUUCUUCUUUCCUAAUUUUCUCUCUAACUUCAAUAACUCGAUCAAUGAAUCAUAAACCUGCAAUUGGGAAUGCAGGUGGAGGAGUCGAUGCAUCUGCUGCCAUUAAGCAACAAUAUGAGAAGCAAACCAAAGACCUGUUCCUCACCUUCCAUUGCUUCUGUACCCGUAAACAAAUACAGUGCUUCGAUGUCAUACUCGAAGAUACAAACAUCGCAAAAGUGCUCGCGGAAUACGCUAAUUACGCCGCGAUAGAGGUUUUGGUCCUUGGAGCAUCUUCGCGACAUGGUUUCAUUAGAUUCCGGAGUUCUGAUGUUCCGAGCCACGUCAUGAAAUCGGCACCGGAUUUUUGCACCGUUUACGUCAUCUCAAAAGGAAAAAUAUCCACCGCGAAGAAAUCUUCAAAAUCAGCUCCGUUUCCAUCUCCGAUACGCGAGAAAAUCGAAGAGCUAUCUAUCAACUUAGAAGCAAGCGUACGCCGGAAGGAUAGUAUUAGCUUACGAAGGCCGGAAAACACUUCCGAGAAGCCACGUCCACCUCCACUUCCAAUUCCGGUGCCGCAAGACCCUGACCCCCAACCAAUCGAGUCACCGUUUAAUAAAGGGAGAGGAUUGAAUGCGAAAUUGUUGUGUGGGGAUCUUUCGGAUACCGAUAUAUCAUUUGUGAGCACCGGGAGGCCGAGUGCUGCAAUGUACUACGAUACUGAUUUGAGCCCAACUCCCCGAAAAUCAACAGCUUCAGAUCGUGCCUUUGGAUCACCGUAUUAUGGAAACAAGGGACCUGAUAUAGGUUACAUGAUUUCUUCUUCCUCGAGAAACAGUAAAGGAUCAACUUCGUCACGAACAGUACUAAUACUAUUUCUUCUUUCUCCCCUGUCAAUUUCCGGCGACAUUUUCCGUUGCUAUAAAAAUAUGUUUUCUGAACAGGAUGACGUGGAUAGCGAAAUGAGAAGACUAAAGAUGGAACUCGAGAAAACAAUGGAGAUGUACAGCACAGCCUGCAAAGACGCACUGACAGCAAAACAAAAGGCUGGAGAACUUGAACAGUGGCGCGUGGAAGAAGCAAACAGACUAGAAGAGGCGACAACUGCAGAGCAAGAAGCACGAGAAGUGGCGGAGAAAGAAAAAGAAAGAUACAAAGCUUUAAUGGCGAAAGCUAGAGCUUCUAGAAGAAUCGCAGAAAUAGAAUCCCAGAAACGAGCGCUCGAACACCCAGAAGAAAAGCAUCAGGAGUCGCAUAAAUACAGAAGAUACACCAUUGAUGAGAUCGAAAAAGCUACAGAUUUCUUCGAGAAGGCAAGGAAGAUCGGUGAAGGAGGGUAUGGUCCGGUUUUCAAAGGCCGGCUUGACCAGAUCCAAGUCGCAAUUAAGGUUUUACGACCCGAUGCUGCUCAAGGAAGAUCACAAUUUCAACAAGAGGUGGAAGUGUUAAGUUGUAUGAGACAUCCAAACAUGGUUCUCCUCCUCGGAGCUUGCCCGGAAUACGGUUGUUUAGUGUACGAAUACAUGGCUAACGGAAGCUUAGAAGACCGAUUACUAAGAAGAGGAAACACCCCGCCGUUAUCAUGGCAACUCCGGUUCAAAAUCGCGGUGGAGAUAGCCACCGGAAUCUUGUUCCUCCACCAAACGAAGCCGGAACCGAUCGUUCACCGUGACCUGAAACCUGGAAACAUUCUUCUUGACAAAAACUUCGUGAGUAAGAUAAGUGACGUGGGACUAGCCAGGCUACUCCCAGCAUCAUCAUUAACCGAAGAUGUCACUCAGUAUAGAAUGACAUCAGCGGCCGGGACGAUGUGUUAUAUCGACCCGGAAUAUCAGCAGACCGGGCUACUUGGUGUUAAAUCGGAUGUUUAUUCGUUAGGGAUAAUGUUGUUGCAGUUAGUUACGGCUAAACCGGCUAUGGGUUUGACUCAUCAUGUUAGAAGGGCGAUUAAUAAAGGAACAUUUGCCGAGAUGUUGGAUCCGACUGUGACUGAUUGGCCAAUUGAUGAAGCGUUAGGAUUUGCGAAAUUGUCAAUACAAUGUGCGGAGUUGAGACGAAAAGAUAGACCGGAUCUCGGGAAGGAGGUGUUGCCGGAGCUUAACCGACUGAGAGAUCUUGGUGUUGAAAAUACGACUUCCGAAACGUCUCUCGACCCGGAUGCAUAAGUGCUUCAAGCAUGACCGCACCAUAGGCAGUUAACCUCAUGUAACGAAACUAGAUAAGUAGCUCAGUUCUUCUUGACAAUUUUUUAGUUCGAAUUCAUUAGACCCAAGGCAAAUUGAAUGUUCUUCGAAGCUCUUUUAUUUAAUAAAUGAACGAACAUAAACAUGAUUUUUUGUUUGUGUAGUUAAAUGAACGAACAAGAACAGUGGUUUUCCAUCGUUCAUUUAUGUUU